AUGAAAAACUUGCUUAAAGGCAAGGCAACCAAAGCUGCCACUCUCGAAUUUCUCUCUAAAAAAUUUACUCCCGUAGAAGGAUGGAAACUUCCGAACACAACAUCAACUCACAAUAGUAAUGCUAGUAUUGAACAUUUAAUACAAUCACAGAAUAAUCAUAAUCUUCCAUUCUACUUUUCUAAAGUUGGAUUUGGUGGUCAUUCUCUGAGUAUGAAUGAUUCCGAAGGAGAAUCAACAAUUCAAGAUCAAGAAUUUGCCAUACAAAAGGCUAUACAGGGAGGUGUAAACUUGAUUGAUACUAGUGCGGACUAUGGCACAAGUCAGAUGAUGAUUGGACAUGUUUUGAAUGGAAUGUGUGCUCAUCAUAUUCCAAAUCAUCAUCAACAUGUUCAUGAACAAUUGGUUGAUAGUGGAAAGAUUUAUAGAGAUGAAUUGGUUUUGAUGAGUAAGGUUGGACCUUUGGAUAAUUAUGUUGAUGAGAGGAAUCACUCAGUCUUGUCAAAAUUAGUGCAUGAAUGUCAAGUGGAAGAUUUGAAUAAGAGGAUUAUUACUUUACCGGAUAAAUUACAUCACUAUUCACUUGAUCCACUCAUUCUUUCACAUGAAAUUACCAGAUGUUUGAGGGAAUAUCAAGUGGAAACAUUGGAUGUUUUAAUAAUUAAUCAACCAGAGAGAAUGCUUCAAGCCAUGUUAAUGAGUGAAGAUAGAGAUUCAAGUGAUAGUGCUGUAUUUGCUGAAUUUUAUCACAAACUGGAACAAGCUUUCAAGUGCUUGGAAAGUGAAGUUGAGAGAGGACGUAUUCAAUCCUACGGUAUUGCCUCCAAGUCCAUUACAAAAGCUCCUGGACCAGGUAUCCUCUCCAUUGAUUUGAAUAAGUGUUUAAAGAUUGCUGAACAUGUUUAUGGUAACAAGGAUCACCACUUUAGAGUCGUUCAAGUCCCAUAUAAUUUACACGAGAAGAAUGUCUAUACAGAUGAAAUAUUCACAGACAAGAAUGGCCACAGAGCCAACUUCCUCACAAUGGCUAAAUCUCACAAAUUGGCAACCAUGGCCUACAGACCACUCAAUGCACAAUUAGAUUCACACUUGAUUUUCAGAUUUGCUGAUUAUGAUUUUGAUAAGAAAAAGAACGAUAUGGAAUCAAUUGUUCAAGAAUAUCAAAAGAUUUCAAACGAAAUUGCCUUUAACGAGCUUAAUACACCAUGGUACACUGUUGACUUGAGUGAUGAUUCAGUCCAUUUGUCAAAGGAAGUUCAACAAUGCACACUCCCAGAAAUGUCUGAGCAAAAUUUAAUACAAAUGAGACCAUCCAUUUCAUGGGGACAUAUCAUAAUGACCAAUUAUGAUCAAUUGGAAUCAUACUUUACCUUUGAAAAAGUUUUGAGAAAUAGAAUCAUACCAGAACAAAAGUACAUCUUUUCCAAAUUGGCUCAAAUGUCGAACAGAGUUAAUGAAAAUGACUAUAAUGCAGUUGGUAUGAAAAAGGAGACUACUGGAAGUGAUGCCAACUCUAUGAAUAAUUUCAAGUCACAAUGUAACAGAUGGCUCAGUCACUAUCAAAGAUUGUGCAACAAGUUCUAUAGUGUUUAUUCAGAUCUUCUCUCGCUCAAGCAUCAACAUCAAUGUGAAGAUUUGCACGUCAAGCUUUCCAAACUUUCAAAUGGUGAUUUAGAUUCCUACAAGACUCUUUCUCAAAAAUCAAUAAGGUGCCUCGUCGAUACACCAAACUUGGAUACAGUUCUAGUUGGUAUGGAUAAGACAAAAUAUGUUGAUGAAAUACUGUUCGAAGCAACAAAUAAUGAGUAUUCACUUCUCCAAUCGAGACCAAAGGAAUAUCAACAAGUGGUAGACAAUGUAAUUAGAAAUGUUGCUGUUAACAAUUUCCGUCUUAUUGUUGAUGAAGAUCCACAUACAGCAAACUUGAACCAACAUGAACAACAAUAA
This is a messenger RNA of Naegleria gruberi, 1944 nucleotides long. RefSeq lists its product as uncharacterized. Lineage: Eukaryota; Heterolobosea; Eutetramitea; Acrasida; Naegleriidae. Gene Ontology annotation, molecular function: oxidoreductase activity. The transcript has a single exon. The record is from RefSeq and is a predicted model, not a curated record. Bases 1 to 1944 code for a protein of 647 amino acids. Gene Ontology annotation, cellular component: cytosol.